AUGGCUGGCAAACAACAUCAGCAGCAUAGAGUUGAGCUGCACCAGGAUCAGUUCUGCUGUUCAGUAUGUCUGGACCUGCUGAAGGAACCAGUCUCCAUUCCCUGUGGACACAGCUACUGCAGACACUGUAUCGAGGACUGCUGGGACCAGGAGGAGAAGAAGGGCCGGUACAGCUGUCCUCAGUGCAGGGAGACGUUCAGUCCGAGGCCGGUACUGAAGAGGAACACCAUGCUGGCUGAGGUUGUGGAGAAGCUGAAGAAGAGCAGCACCCAGCAGCCCUCCCCUUCUCUGGCCUUUGCCGGCCCAGAAGACGUCGCCUGUGAUUUCUGCUCUGGGACCAGACGAAACAAAGCCACGAUGUCUUGCCUGACGUGCUUGGCGUCCUACUGUCCGGCUCACCUCGAGCCUCACCACAGCGUUCCUGUGCUGAAGAAGCACCAGCUGGUCUCGGCUACUAUCCCUCUGCAGGAAAAGAUGUGUGAGAAGCACAACAAGCUGAUGGAGGUCUACUGCCGGACGGACAGGAAGUUCAUCUGCCAUCUCUGUGUUAUAGAUGAGCAUAAAGGCCACAAAACCAUUUCUGUUUCACUGAAGAAAGCUGAGACGGAGAAACUUCUGGUUUCCAGUCAAAAGGAAGUCCAGGAGAGAGUCAAGAAGAGAGAGGCGGAGCUGCGGGAGCUGAACCAAGCUGAGGAGAAUGUCAAGAAUGGUGCCCAGACUGCAAUGAAAGACUGUGACAAGAUCUUUGCCAAGAUAAUCUCCUGCAUGCAGGGAAGAUGUAGAGAGGUCAAGCGGCUGAUCGGAGAUCAGGAGAAGGUAGCAGUCGCUCAGACUGAAACCCUCCGGAUUCAGCUUGAGGAGGAGAUCAGCAAGCUGAAGAAGAGAGACGCUGAACUGAAACAGCUGUUGCAUGUUGGCGAUCACAUCCACAUGAUUCAGAGCUUCCAGUCUCUCUCCACUUCCUAUGACUCUCCAAACUUUUCAUUCGAUCCUGGUUCUCUGCGUUCCUUCGGAGAUGCGACUGAGUGCGUCUGUGAGCUGAAAUGUAAAUUGGAGACUGUCGUAAAUGACACAUGGCCCAGGAUCUCUGCCACAGUAUCUUAUGUUGACUUCUCACUACUACAAGCAUCAAAAACCAGAGAGGACUUUUUACGCUAUUGCUGUCCCCUCACACUGGACGGGAACACAAACUACCCCUAUCUUCACCUGAUAGACGACGACAUCAGGGUGAGGCCUUCACCCAGCGCGUAUUCUGCUCACCCAGAGAGGUUCACUAAGUGGCCACAGGUGCUGUGCAGAGAGGGUUUGUCAGAGCGCUGUUACUGGGAGGUGGAAUGGCAUGCCCGCACUCUGUCUGCAGCAGUGGCAUACAAAGACAUCAACCGCACAUCAGACGAGUCACAGUUCGGAAAAGAUGACAAGUCCUGGAGUUUAGAGUGCACGGAAAAAGGUUACUUAUUCCGUCACAAUAAUGUGGAAACAAAGGUGUAUGGGCCUUGCUCCAAAAAUAUUGGAGUGUAUCUGGAUUAUAGAGCAGGCACUCUGUGUUUUUAUCACGUCUCUUACCCGAUGGUGCUUCUCCACAAAAUCCAGACCACGUUCACCAAGCCUCUUUAUCCAGGCCUGGGGCUGGAAUAUGAAUGGUAUGAUAUUGGCGUGUUCGCACAGCUGACCAAGUUAUGGUAG
This is a messenger RNA of Anoplopoma fimbria (sablefish), 1686 nucleotides long. Its product is annotated as E3 ubiquitin-protein ligase TRIM47-like. Gene Ontology annotation, molecular function: protein binding; zinc ion binding. The coding region runs from base 1 to 1686 and encodes 561 amino acids. The record is from RefSeq and is a predicted model, not a curated record. NCBI's taxonomy places the organism in Eukaryota, Metazoa, Chordata, Actinopteri, Perciformes, Anoplopomatidae. The transcript is spliced from 7 exons.